Molecule: messenger RNA, 255 nt
Organism: Paraglomus occultum
Lineage: Eukaryota; Fungi; Glomeromycota; Glomeromycetes; Paraglomerales; Paraglomeraceae
Source: the annotation of a GenBank genome assembly
AUGUGGGGAACUCUCUGGCGGUUUGCCUCGGCGUUCACGCGACAACUAUUCCCAGAGAUCUCACCGCAGACCUUGAUGGAGGCUUUUUUCGAGUUUGGAUGGAAAGGGAUGGGGGAGAAACGGUCAACACCAAAACAAAUGUUUGAUAAUCCUUUCAUUCGGAGAUCUGCAGCUAAACAUGUAAAUGUUGAGCGAUGGGAUCCGACGAGCAUGGGAAUGGACUGCCUAGAAAUAUUGACAGGGAUUGAGUGUUAA